Chanos chanos (milkfish) is the source of this 2759-nucleotide messenger RNA. It is a transcript of the gene kctd3, whose product is annotated as potassium channel tetramerization domain containing 3. The coding region runs from base 279 to 2735 and encodes 818 amino acids. The transcript has 19 exons. The record is from RefSeq and is a predicted model, not a curated record. Lineage: Eukaryota; Metazoa; Chordata; Actinopteri; Gonorynchiformes; Chanidae. Gene Ontology annotation, molecular function: protein binding. Gene Ontology annotation, biological process: protein homooligomerization.
AGGCAGGGCCCUUUCAAGAUUUCAGGCAACAUCACAGGACAGUAAUUACCCUAACACACUAGGUCAAGACCAUGAUACAAGAAGGGGAUUAAAUGUUUGUCAAAUACGAGCAAAACUGGCUGUUCACUCACACACGCUUAGACGCGUGACGUCUAAUUCAUGCAGGCACGGGAGGACGCAAGAGAGGAGGACUGGAUAAAUAAAAAACCUGGUUGAUUAGACCAACUGGACACGUCUUGUUUCAUUUGCCUACAACAGUCAGCUUGGAACACAGCAGUAUGGCCGGAAUUUGCAGCAGUGUGACGUCUGGAACGGGAGAAAUCAUUCAGCUUAAUGUCGGUGGGACCAGGUUCAGCACCUCCAGACAGACUCUGAUGUGGAUUCCAGAUUCUUUUUUCUCAAGUUUGCUAAGCGGGAGAAUAUCCACCUUAAAGGAUGAGACGGGAGCCAUCUUCAUUGACAGAGACCCCACGGCGUUUGCACCCAUUUUGAAUUUUCUUCGAACUAAAGAAUUAGACUUAAGAGGGGUGAGCAUAAACAUCCUUCGCCACGAGGCUGAGUUUUACGGCAUCACUCCGUUAGUGCGGCGUCUGUUGUUGUGUGAGGAGCUGGACAGAUCGUCCUGUGGGAGUGUACUCUUUCAUGGCUAUCUCCCACCGCCUGCAAUCCCAGCUCGUAAAACCGCGGGGGCGGCGGCUGCUGCUACCCUGGGCCCAGAGGACGGUCCAGGCCCCGGUGGGGCAGAGGGCGGUUUUCCCCGACCCGGCCCUCACUCCGCUCUCCCUGGCCCGCACACGGGAGAUGGACCCAACAAGAUCGCAGGAUCCCCCGUUGACCCGCGGAAGGUGCUGAUUGUAGCUGGUCACCAUAACUGGAUCGUCGCCGCAUAUGCACAUUUUGUCAUUUGUUACAGGAUUAAGGAGUCGUCUGGAUGGCAACAGGUGUUCUCCAGUCCGUAUCUGGACUGGACCAUCGAGAGAGUUGCUCUGAACGCCAAGGUUGUGGGCGGUCCCCAUGGAGACAAGGACAAGAUGGUGGCCGCAGCUUCAGAGAGCAGCAUCAUUCUGUGGAGCAUCCAGGAUGGGGGCAGUGGGAAUGAGAUAGGUGUGUUCAGUCUUGGCGUUCCUGUUGAUUCCCUGUUUUUCAUCGGGAGUCAGUUGGUGGCCACCAGUCACACAGGAAAGGUGGGAGUGUGGAAUGCUGUCACCCAGCACUGGCAGGUGCAGGACGUGGUGCCCAUUACGAGCUGUGACACGGCAGGUUCCUUCCUGUUACUGGGCUGUAACAACGGCUCCAUAUAUUACAUUGACAUGCAGAAGUUCCCUCUGAGGAUGAAGGACAACGACCUGCUGGUGACAGAACUUUAUCAUGACCCCUCAAACGACGCCAUCACCGCCCUCAGUGUCUACCUCACACCCAAAACCAGUGUGAGUGGAAACUGGAUCGAGAUUGCGUACGGCACUAGCUCGGGGGCGGUCCGCGUCAUCGUCCAGCACCCGGAGACGGUGGGAUCUGGACCGCAGCUUUUCCAGACCUUUACCGUCCACCGCAGCCCUGUCACCAAAAUCAUGCUCUCAGAGCGGCACCUGGUCUCAGUGUGUGCAGAUAACAACCACGUGCGUACGUGGACGGUGACGCGAUUCAGAGGAAUGAUCUCCACCCAGCCUGGCUCCACCCCUCUCGCCUCCUUCAAAAUCCUCUCUCUGGAGGAGACAGAGAGUCACAACAGCUACUCCGCCGGGAACGAUAUCGGUCCGUUCGGGGAAAGAGAUGAUCAGCAGGUCUUCAUUCAGAAAGUUAUUCCCAUAACCAACAAACUCUUCGUUCGCCUCUCCUCUACUGGAAAAAGGAUCUGUGAGGUCCAGGCGGUGGACGGUACCACCAUCACGUGUUUCACCGUGCGGGAGUGCGAGGGCUCCAGCCGCAUGGGCUCACGGCCGCGUCGCUACCUCUUCACCGGCCACGGCAACGGCAGCAUCCAGAUGUGGGACCUGACCACUGCCAUGGACAUGGUGAACAAGAGCGACGACAAAGCCCGGCGGGAAACCGAGGUGGGCGGGCCCACGGAGGAGGAGCUUCUGAAGCUGCUCGACCAAUGUGAUUUGAGCACGUCUCGCUGUGCCACGCCCAACAUCAGUCCAGCUCCUUCUGUGCUGCAGCACGGUCGUCUGAGGGAGUCCUCUUCCAGUCUCCAGCUGCAGGGCCAGGAGGCUAUACCAGAGACGGCCACCUACGGGGCUGUGCGGCCUUACAGAGAGAGCCCCCUGCUGGCCAGAGCGCGCCGCACGGAGAGUUUUCACAGCUACCGCGACUUCCACAGUUUCAGCCUGUCCAAAGGUUUCCUGGGAGAGACACAGGAGGAGGCCCGGGUUUCAGGGAGCGAGAACAGCAGUGAGGAGGGGGAGAAGAGGAGCUCCUUUACGCUCCCUGACGGCCAGCCGGAAUCACCACGGCAACCCCCAGACAGCCCCGGAGAGCUCCGGAAGAAAGCGUUUCAGGCGGAGGAGGAAGGGACAGACUGCAGGUUGGAGGGAAGGAGAAGGGGGCCUUUUGAAGGAGCGAUCAUGGGGAGGAAGAGAGCUCCACCUGUACCCCAGCUGGCCUCCCUCCCCUCCCGCUCUGACACGGGGGGGAGUGACUCCUCCAGCACGGCGUCACCAUCUCCAACCAAACUCUCCACCUCCCCCAGACACCGCAAGGGCACUGAGCCCACGUCCUCAGAGAACAGCCUGUAAAACGCACUCAAUCACACACACACA